Molecule: messenger RNA, 1173 nt
Organism: Paramecium primaurelia
Lineage: Eukaryota; Ciliophora; Oligohymenophorea; Peniculida; Parameciidae
Source: the annotation of a GenBank genome assembly
AGAAUAUGCAAGUACAUUUUUAAGAAAAGGAAGCUCUAGCUGACAUCUUUGGUCAUAUAAAAGAUGUAGAUGAUCAAAUUUUUGGUGUCAUAUUAGAAAAAUUAAGAAAGGAAAAAGUUUAAGACAUCAUUGGAUAUCUUUCAGAUAACGGGACUUAAAGCCAAUUAGAAUCAUGUAUCUUAUAAAAAGGAGAGAAUGUCACCCAGGCUGAUAAAGAAUAGAAUUUGUCUGUCGUUAGAAACGACAUCAUUUCAAUCACAGAAGUAUUGAGAAAAUUAAAAGAUCACGAAUUCAACAAAAAAGAUUGUUCCUCUGAAGAAAAUGAAGCAUCUAAAUUAAUUCUAAUUAAUAGCUUCAAGGAUAAUAAAUAGAUCAUAGAAUUUCUGAAAUUUUUAGUUCAUCUCACAUCCUUAGAUGGUACUUUAAUAUAUAGUGGGUCUAAUUCAUUUAACUUAUUAAUUUAAAUGAAGGUGGAUCUUAGAAACUAAAAUUUUGAAAAUAUAAACAUCUAAAAUACUUCUUUGGUGGGAGCUAAUUUGGUUAGAUGCAAUUUUAGUGGAUCGAUAUUUAAGAAUGUUAAUAUAAGUGGAAUAAAUCUGAAUGGGGCGUUAUUAUUUAAUUGUAAAUGGAGAGACUUACAAAUCUCUGAAUUAAAUAAAUUACAUGGUCAUCGUAAUUUUGUGAAUACAGUCUGUUUCUCUCCUGAUGGAAAUACAUUAGCUUCUGGUAGUAAUGAUAAGUCUAUCCGUCUAUGGGAUGUCAAAACAGGAUAAUAAAAAGCCAAAUUAGAUGGUCAUACUAGUACUGUCUACUCAGUCUGUUUCUCUCCUGAUGGAAAUACAUUAGCUUCAGGUAGUUAUGAUAAGUCUAUCCGUCUAUGGGAUGUAAAGACAGGAUAAGAAAUUAAAUCCUCUGAUAAAAACUAUAAAGAUAUUCUUGCAUAAUUUAAAAUACCACUAUAGAAUAGUUCAUUAUUACCAAAUGGUAUUUUUUAUUUAUUAUUUUUUAGUUGAGCCAGAUCGUACUAUACUUAGGAUUUGUUAGAAUCCUUUAUUAGAAGCAUCAGGUACACUUAUCUUGUAAGGAGAAUUUAUUAACCAUUAAGGAAAAGAUUUAAAACCUUUAUUCAAAUCUAAAGGUUGUUGCUUUUUGGAAGACCUUAAGUAAAAAUGA